Messenger RNA from Alosa sapidissima (American shad), 1181 nucleotides. RefSeq names its product zgc:103586. Gene Ontology annotation, cellular component: cytosol. NCBI's taxonomy places the organism in Eukaryota, Metazoa, Chordata, Actinopteri, Clupeiformes, Clupeidae. Bases 244 to 660 code for a protein of 138 amino acids. The record is from RefSeq and is a predicted model, not a curated record. Gene Ontology annotation, molecular function: cytidine deaminase activity; zinc ion binding. The transcript has 5 exons.
GCGCCCAGCGUGGACUAAUGACGCAAACACGAUGCCAUGAACUGGACUGGACAAACAGCAGCCGCUUCUCAACGCUGGGUCAUCCUGAACUUUCAUAAUCGGUGAAAGUAAUCCUCGUUUGUUUACAAGAAGAGUAUUGAAUUCGUAUUGACCUGUAGCUGGGACACUGUUAAAGCAGCAAUAUUUUUAUGAGACUCGCUCAUACACAAAACCUUUGACGGAUUAGCCUGCUUCCUUACAACAAUGGCUGUUGCAGAGCUCGUCUCCAAAUGCUUGCAGGCACGCGACAUGGCGUACUGUCCAUACAGCCGGUUCCCGGUGGGAGCCGCAAUCCUGACGUCAGGUGGCACUAUUAUCACAGGUUGCAAUGUGGAGAAUGCUUCCUACGGCCUCACAGUAUGUGCAGAGAGGACAGCUAUCCAGAGAGCUGUGGCAGAAGGACACAGAAGUUUCACCGCCAUCGCUGUCACAUGUGACAUUAAAGACAGUUUUGUCGGUCCGUGUGGAGCAUGCCGUCAAGUACUCAUGGAGUUUGGAUCAGAAUGGGACAUUUACCUGACCAAGCCGGAUGGAUCUUACAAAAAGACCAGCCUGAAAGAGCUUUUACCCCUUGCCUUUUCACCAGCUCAUUUAAGAGCAGACAUGAUUGUCAAACUAUGAGAAAUACGUAGACUUUUAAUUAAUUUGUUAUGUACAUAAUUUCAAGUCCUUAGCCUACUAUAGGUUAGAACUUUUCUCAAUGGGGCCACUGUAAAAUAUGGAAGUGCCAUUUCAAGUUGUUUCUUUUUUAUAUACAAAUAUAAUUCUGUACUGUAGCCUACCUGUUCUAGUGUGACACAUGACUUUAUCUGUUACUGAUGUUUGCAGGGUUAAUGUUGGUUGAUGGUUAAGAGUGUGACAAAAUCAAGAGAACAUUUUCACUGGGCUACUUUUACCUUUAACACACAUGUUCAACACACAUCCUCUAAGGUGUAGUUAUAGUUUGGAAUAAUUCUCAUUAUGUGACUAUAGGCAACAUUAUUUGAUUAGGAUAGGCCAAGUUUUUUUUUUGUUCAACAGCCAAGACUUAUGUUGUUUCAUGAAAAAAAAGAAACAUAUUUGUAGGCCUAGGACUAGGCCUAGGCUACCUGAUGCUAUGUAGGCUAUGCUAUAUAUUUGCUGAAAUAAAUUCACAAAUUAAA